This is a messenger RNA of Sclerotinia sclerotiorum 1980 UF-70, 3540 nucleotides long. RefSeq lists its product as hypothetical. The transcript has a single exon. The record is from RefSeq and is a predicted model, not a curated record. Gene Ontology annotation, molecular function: protein binding. The coding region runs from base 1 to 3540 and encodes 1179 amino acids. NCBI's taxonomy places the organism in Eukaryota, Fungi, Ascomycota, Leotiomycetes, Helotiales, Sclerotiniaceae.
AUGCCCAUCUACAAUAGUCUUUAUUCGAAUCUUGCACGUCAAGGAUUCGCAAAAUCGGUCACUCACGGUUACGCUCAAUCAGUCGUUGCCGCAACUCAUCCUCAAACUUUAGCAAACCAAAAUCGAUCUGGUCGCGGUUUACAACGUCGAACGAGUAAGCUUGGUCAUUUACCAACUUAUACCUUUCAAAAUGCUUUUCACACAAGCUCCAAUUCGACUGUUACGACUGUUCAGGAUAGACCAGAAGGAUUAGAAAUAUUAUCGGAUGCCUGGAAGGCAAAUGAACUAGCGAAGGAAGACAAGAAAGGCUUAUUUCCAAAAUGUAUCGAAUGGAAGCCAGCUUCUAUUCAGGUGGAUGGAGAAGGGAAGAGCAAUAUUGUGGCAAGUGAUGCAGUGAAGGAUACCCCUAAGCAAGCCGAGAGGACGUAUGGCACUAGUGCUGUAGAUGAUAUUAAGCAAGUUCAUUUUGAGGACGAGGAGGAAGCUGCUUUGGCGAAAAUCGAUGCGGCUAUCGAAAAGGAGAUCCAAUCGAGAGAGGAUCAAGCUGCAUUUGAGGCCGAAUUGAGUGUGGUUGCAGCACGUGUACCAACUCCUCCUAUUGCGCCAGUUCAGUCACCUGCUUUCACAGUCGAGACUAACUUCGAAAAAUCGGAACUAUCGCGAUCGCCUGUUAGUUCUACCACAUCAAUCACCUCAACGUCCGACCUUCAAUCACUGAGCUAUGCCGAACAUCUCACCAAACUUGCUCACGGUGGCAGAUAUGCUGAGAUUCCUGCGGUUUUUGAGGCCAUGCUUGUUGGAGGUAUCAAACCAACGGCAACUGCAUACAACGCUCUUCUUGACGCCGCAAUUCAUCUUCCUUCGGAACAAAUUCAAGUGGUUCCAAAGGCUCUUGAUGUUUAUUCCGACAUGCUUAGACGAAAGAUAUUGCCAGAUACUUCAACGUACAGCACACUCAUUAAACUGAUUGCUUCUCGAUCGAUGACUGUAACUUCAUUGAAACAGACAUUGGAAGAAAAACGCGUUAGAUAUGGUGGGAUGGAGGAAGCUGGCAAAUUUAUGUUUGCUUCCAACGAAUUAGAGUUUGCUAUUCUCGCCGAAGAUGACAGGUUAGAUCUUGCUGUCAGGUUGUUUGAUGCAUCAAUCUCGUACCACACGGAUCGUUCAUUCCCAGCAGAAACAUAUCAUCAGCUCAUAUCCGCAUGUGCUGAUGCUGGUCGGAUCCCAGAUAUGGUACGAUUGUAUGAACAUAUGGAGACUAGCAAGGUUGUACCAUUGGCUGCUACUUUCUCGCACAUGAUCAAGGGUUUCGCUCAAUCAGGUGAUCUAAGUAGUGCUGUCGAAUGUUACAAUGAGUACAAGGAGCUGGCUGUCGCGGAUGACACUGGCAAACUUCAAUUAUUUGAUCGUCAAGACGCACACAUCUACGCCUCUGUUGUCAAAGCUUACGUCACUUCCGAUAAAAUGGACGGUGCCAUGAAGUUUUACAACAGAAUUGUGGAAGGAUAUGGUGAAAAUGUUGAAGCCUUCCGCGACGUACUUAUUGAUGAAGGUUUCGUUCAAGGUCUUCUUGAACGCAACAUGUUGCCUGAAGCACUUAGCUGGGCUGAGAGUCUACAAACUGCCACUAAGUCAUUGGUCAUGAGCACCAUCUCUAUGCGUGCUGCCGACAAGGGAGAAAGAUCCAUUGCUGUUGCAGCUUUCUCUCACAUCAACCCUGAUCCAUCAAUCGCCAAGCCAACCAUGGCAUUAUUGGCCUUGAGUGUUCGCAGUGGUGAUGUUGCCGCAGCUCAAAGAUACUGGGGUAUACUUACUGCAGCUGAAAUGCCUGUAUCGUCCGCUUUCAUUGAACCAACUGCCAUGUUCGCCGUUGCCAUGAUUGGUUCUGGACAGGUCGUCGAAGGUCUUACACAAUCUGAACAAAUGUUCUCUAGAAUCAGAGAAUCUUCUACAGACGUCAAUCUUCACUUGGCGGAUGAGAUUGAAGAGGGUACUGAGUUUAUUGCUCGAUUCAUGAAGUCACAUAACAUUGUUGAUCCUCGUGAUGCAGCAGUGGCCGAAGCUAUGUAUCAACAAAACUUCCAACCUGCUGUAUAUGUAGCACCACCUACAUUCGAGGAUACUUUUGAUCCUUAUGCCGCUUCUACCGAUUUCAAAGGUUCAGCUCUUAUCGCUGAUGAACUCGAGAGAGGAGCUAGUCGUGGCAAGGGAUCUAAGCUCAAUGAUGCUUUGGGUCGAUUCAGAAAUAUGCGUCGCGCUGGUCGUCAUCCAAGAUACAUUACUUAUGCUAAAUUAAUUUCUGCUGCUGCUCGCGAGGAACGGAUGCCCUUGGUUAAUGAUAUUCUUGGUAUGGCACGAUCUGAUGUACCUUUACUUGUACAAUAUCCUGUUGUUCGAUAUGGUUGGGUUUCAAUCCUUGAUGCAAUGGUUGGUGCUUGCUUAACUCUUGGCAACCGCAACCUUGCUGCUCAAUACCACCAAGAACUUCUCGACAUGGGAGCUGCACCAACUGCAAACACUUUCGGUCUUUAUAUUACAACUUUGAAGGAAUCAACAAAGACUUUUGAUGAAGCCUCAGAAGCUGUCAAAAUUUUCCACCGUGCUAAGACGGAAGGUGUUGAACCUUCAUCCUUCUUGUAUAAUGCUCUGAUCGGUAAACUCGGGAAGGCUCGUCGUAUUGAUGAUUGUCUUUUCUACUUUGCUGAGAUGCGUGCUCUUGGUAUUCGACCAACCAGUGUCACUUAUGGUACUAUUGUCAAUGCUCUUUGCCGUGUUAGUGACGAAAAGUUUGCCGAAGAGUUGUUUGAAGAAAUGGAAUCUAUGCCAAACUAUAAAGCUAGACCUGCUCCUUACAACAGCUUGAUGCAAUUUUUCCUCACUACCAAGCGUGACAAGAGCAAGGUUCUCGCAUACUACGAACGAAUGAAGUCUAAGGGUAUUCAACCAACCAAUCAUACCUACAAAUUACUUGUCGACACUCAUGCUACUCUCGAGCCUGUUAACAUGGCAGCCGCUGAAGCCAUUCUUGAUAUCAUUCGUAAUAAUGGUGAAAAGCCGGAAGCUGUUCACUACUCUUCAUUGAUUCAUGCCAAGGGUUGUGUUAUGCAUGAUAUGGAAGGUGCUCGCAAGGUUUUCGAUUCAGUUAUGGCUGAUUCUUCCAUUCGUCCUCAAGCAUGUCUUUACCAAGCUUUGUUUGAAUCCAUGGUUGCUAAUCAUAACGUCGCUGAUACCGAAUCUGUUCUUUCCGAUAUGUCUGCUAGAGGUGUUGCAAUGACUCCUUAUAUUGCCAAUACUCUAAUUCAUGGAUGGGCUAAUGAGCGCAAUAUUGAAAAGAGUAAAGCAAUUUUUGCAACUGUCGGUCGUGAAAAGAGAGAACCAAGUACUUAUGAAGCUAUGACUCGAGCUUACCUUGCUGUUGAGGAUAGAGAAAGUGCUAAGAAUGUUGUUCAAGAAAUGCUUAGCAGAGGAUAUCCAGGAGCUGUUUCAAAUAAGAUUUUGGAAUUACUCGGUGGUGGUCAUGCUGAGACUGUUCAGGUUUAG